CUGUCCCCUGUGUGUCCCCCAGGGAUGGCCGUGACCUGAGCCCGCAGCGAUGGAGCGGCCCCGGUACCGGGAGGCGACCCCCGGGGGCAGCGGGCCCGGGGGGGGCUCCGGAGCCGCCCGGAGCGGGAGCUGCGGCCACCCCCGCGCCACCGGCACCGGCACCGCCACCGGCACCGGCACGGCGGGGGGCGGCGAGGACGAGAGCGGAGAGCGCGACACUCCUGUCCCCAAACCCCCCGGGAGUGUCCCCAACCCCGGGGGUGUCCCCAGUUCUGAGGGUGUCCCCAACUCUGGGAGUGUCCCCAAACCCCCGGGUGUCCCCAACCCUGAGGGUGUCCCUGAGGGUGUCCCCAGUUCUGGCAGUGUCCCCAAACCCCCGGGUGUCCCCAACCCUGAGGGUGUCCCUGAGGGUGUCCCCAGUUCUGGCAGUGUCCCCAACCCCAGGACUGUCCCCAACUCUGAGGGUGUCACCAGCCCCGGGGGUGUCCCCACUCCUGAGGAUGUCCCCAACACUGGGACUGUCCCCAACCCCGGGAGUGUCCUCAGCUCCGGUGGCAUCCCCGGUCCUCGGGGUGUCACCAGCCCUGGGAGUGUCCCCAACCCUGAGGGCAUCCCCAGCUCCAGAAGUGUCCCCAACUCCGGCCGUGUCCCCAAACCUGAGACUCCCAGGAGUGUCCCCAACCCCGGGAGUGUCCCCAACCCCGGGAGUGUCACCAGCCCCGGGAGUGUCCCCAGCCCCAGCAAUGUCACCAGCCCCGGGAGUGUCCCCACCACCGAGGAUGUCCCCAGCCCUGAGGGUGUCCCCUCCCCCGGGGGUCGCUGUGGCUGCCGGGGUCCCCCGGCCGCUCCCCCGAGCCCCUCCCGGGACCUCCCGUGCGGUCUCGGCUGCCGCCACCGGGGACCCCCGCGGGACAACGGCGACCCCCGCGGGGCUCGGCGGCGACAACGCCACGACGAGCCCGACCAGCAGCUCGGCGACACCGCCGGGGGACAGCGGGGGACCCUGCGGGUGGCCCGGGCGGGGGUCGCGCUGUGCCUGCGCCUGCUCGGGGCUCUCCUGGCGCUGCUCUUCCUCCUCCUCCUCCUCCUCCUUGGCGGGCUCCGCUCCUUCCUGCGCGGCGGCUCCGCGGGGCUCCGCCGUUCCCGGGAGCUGCUGGCCGAGUGGCUCCGGCGGCGGGCGAGCCAGCGAGGUGGCGGCGGCGGCGGUGACGAGGAGGUGACACGUUUGGUGGCCAUGGCCGAGGUGGCCGAGGAGGAGCUGGACCCGUUCCGGGUGCUCGGGGUGGAGCCCACGGCCAGCGACACCGAGCUGCGGCGGGCGUACCGCAGGCUGGCGGUGCUGGUGCACCCCGACAAGAGCCGCGACCCCCGGGCGGAGGCGGCGUUCAAGGUGCUGCGGGCGGGCUGGGAGCGGGUGAGCAGCCCCGAGAGGCGGCGCGAGUACCAGGCGAAGCAGCUGGCGCGGAGGGAGCUGGCGCGGGCGCUGGGCGCGUUCCUGGGCCGGCUGCAGGAGGAGCUCAGGGACGCCAUGGACGCCAUGGGCUGCACCCGCUGCGGGGGACGCCACAGGCGGUUCCAGCUGGACAGGGACCCCCGCGGGGGCUGGUACUGUGCCCUGGGGGUGUCACAGUGUCCCCAAUGUCCCCACAGGCGGUUCCAGCUGGACAGGGACCCCCGCGGGGGCCGGUACUGUGCCCCGUGCGGGGCGUGGCACGCGGCCGAAGAGGGUGACCUGUGGGCAGAGUCCAGCCUGCUCGGCCUCAAGGUCACCUACCUGGCCCGCAUGGACGGCCACAUCUACGACGUCACCGAGUGGGCGGGCUGCCAGCGCGUGGCCAUCUCCCCGGACAGUCACCGUGUCCCCUACCACCUGUCCUUCGGCGCCAGGACAGCCACGCCCGCCGGACGCCAGCGGGCCCCCCCCAAGGGCAGCCCCCCCUCCCCCGCUGACCUCCAGGAUUUCCUGGCCCGCGUUUUCCAGGGGAAUCCGGUCCCGGGCGAGGCCGGGGGGGCUUUCCCCGCCCCCCACGGGGCUGCGGGACCCCCCCAGGGACCCCCCCAGGCCCAGGGGGGCCCCCCCAGAGGGGACACGAAGCACAAGAGGAGGAAGAAGGGGCGGCGGCCGCUGCCGCGCUGAGGAGACCCCCGAUCCCCACCCCAAAAAAAAAAAAAAAAAGG
Messenger RNA from Pyrgilauda ruficollis (rufous-necked snowfinch), 2178 nucleotides. It is a transcript of the gene DNAJC14, whose product is annotated as DnaJ heat shock protein family (Hsp40) member C14. The transcript has 6 exons. Gene Ontology annotation, molecular function: dopamine receptor binding. The coding region runs from base 50 to 2137 and encodes 695 amino acids. The record is from RefSeq and is a predicted model, not a curated record. Lineage: Eukaryota; Metazoa; Chordata; Aves; Passeriformes; Passeridae.